AUGGCCGCCAAAUCCUCCUCGAUAGUGACGAAAGUCACCACAUUCUUCUGGGGAGACACUUCCCUGGAGGAGAGACGACUGAUUCGUAAACUUGAUUUCUUCAUUCUGACAUACUCCUGCCUGAGCUACUUCUUCAAUUACCUUGACCGGGCGGCAUUCGCCAACGCAUAUGUCGCUGGCCUGAAGGAGGCCCUCAACCUGGAUGGCAAUAAAUAUAAUGUUCUUCUAUCUAUGGCCUCUGCGGGUAUGCUGGUUGGCCAAGUCCCCAACAGCAUUAUCAUCCACAAGAUCCCCCCGCGUAUUUGGCUCCCUUCGAUGGUCAUCCUCUGGGCUGGUCUCACUAUGGCCGGUGCGGGUUGCAAAACUUAUGGUCAGCUCUGCGCCGUUCGUUUCCUCAUGGGCUUGGCCGAGGCUAGCACCUACGCUGGCUGCAUCUACGUAAUGGGCUCCUGGUACAAACCAAACGAAAUCGCCAAGCGCACUGCCAUGUUCACUGUGGCUGGGCAGGUGGGAAGCAUGUUCGCGGGCGUCAUGAUGGCUGCCAUCUACAAAUCCAUGGAAGGGCGCUCUGGCUUCGCAGGCUGGCAGUGGGUUUUCAUCAUCGAUGGCAUCAUCACCUGCCCCAUCGCUAUCUUCGGCUAUCUAUAUUUCCCCGACCUACCGGAGAGUACUCGUGCCCGAUAUCUAAGCGAGAGGGAGCGCAAACUUGCCCUCAGUCGUCUCCCUCCCAAGAAGGAGGAUGGCCACAGCAUUGCCCCCUGGAGUCUGACCAAGAGAGUUUUGGGACAGCCCGCUUUCUAUAUCUGCUGUGGUUUCUCACUUCUUUCAGCUGCUUUGCAGGCAUACUCCGUCCAGGGAUUGAUGCUACUCUAUCUCAAGAACCGGAAAGAUAUCGACGGAUACACUCAGGAACAGGUCAACACCAUGCCUCUUGGAAUCCAAGCCAUUGGAAUUGUGGCUGAAUUCGCCGCAGCCGCCGCCAUCGAUCGUUUUAAUCUACGCCUCUCGACCGGCUUCGCACUCUUGGUUAUUCAACUGAUUUGCACUAUCGUUCUCUUGGUUCCCCAGAUGACCGUUGCUGGUAACCUUAGUGCACUAUACAUUGCCGCAACUGCCUAUGGUAUCAACCCAUUGUUAUAUGGGUGGCCCAGCGUUAUCACGGCCAGAGGUGGUGACGACGCGGCUCGAAGUGUCAUUAUUGCCUCCAUGGUUGCCAGUGGCAUGCUGCUCUACACCUUCUGGGGUAUCGUGGUCUACCCAGCCAACCAUGCACCAUACUGGAGAAACGGUUAUAUUGCCAUGAUUGUAGUCAUUGCUUGUCUGAGCGGUUGGAUCUUUCUUCUUCGUUGGCUCGAUGACUAUACCGCUAAGAAAUAUCCUGCCGAUGUAGAUAGGGCCAGUAACAGUGUCGAGGAAGAGCUCAACUAUUCAUCAGCAGAGAAGGGGCCUGUUGAGCAGACGCGUACACUCUAA
Clonostachys rhizophaga is the source of this 1473-nucleotide messenger RNA. NCBI's taxonomy places the organism in Eukaryota, Fungi, Ascomycota, Sordariomycetes, Hypocreales, Bionectriaceae. The record is from the annotation of a GenBank genome assembly.